AGGGGCCGCCGCCGCGGGCAGCCUAGCGGAGGACGUGCGAGUCGAGUGCUUCCCUACUAGACGUGAUCCUAGCCUGCGGAUCCUCCUCUCCCAAGCAAGUCUUGCAAGCAUCCGACUUGUCGCCACAGGAUCACAGCUGAGACAGCAGCGAGUUGUCCGAUUUGGGCACGUGAGGCCCGCGAUUAGGGGUAUGAAGACCCUCCACAAAAAGGCAGCUGCAGGGCAGCACGCCAGGGCAACUGUAGGUCACCACCCAGGAUCUGCAAAUAUGAGGAAGAAAAAGACCUUCCAGAAGAAGCAGAGGGGCAGACCUUCCUCCCAACCCCGCAGGAAUAUCGUGGGCUGCAGAAUUUCACACGGAUGGAAGGAAGGCAAUGAGCCCAUCACCCAGUGGAAAGGAACCGUUCUGGAUCAGGUGCCUAUAAAUCCCUCUCUUUAUCUGGUGAAAUAUGAUGGAAUUGACUGUGUCUAUGGACUGGAACUUCACAGAGAUGAAAGGAUUUUAAAACUUAAAAUCCUUCCUGAUAAGGUGCCAUUUUCUCGAGUCAGAGAUGUGCGCCUUGCAAACACCAUAAUUGGCAAAGCAGUGGAACAUAUGUUUGAGGGUGAGCAUGGUUCUAAGGAUGAAUGGAGGGGGAUGGUCUUAGCCCAAGCACCUAUCAUGAAAGCCUGGUUUUAUAUUACAUAUGAGAAAGAUCCUGUCUUGUACAUGUACCAGCUUUUAGAUGAUUAUAAAGAAGGUGACCUCCGAAUCAUGCCAGAGUCCAGUGAGUCUCCUCCAGCAGAAAGGGAGCCAGAAGGAGUUGUAGAUGGCCUGAUAGGUAAACAUGUGGAAUAUACCAAAGAAGACGGCUCCAAAAGGACAGGCAAGGUCAUUCAUCAAGUUAAAGCCAAACCUUCUGUGUAUUUCAUCAAGUUUGAUGAUGACUUCCAUAUCUAUGUCUAUGAUUUGGUGAAAAAAUCUUAACUGUUAUGGUAAAAUUUGCCACAUUUGUGGAAACAUGUAUAAUUUGUAGACAUGCAAAAAAAUGUUGCUUUUUAGUGUAGUGAAAGUUGGAGGGUCCCUGUUAACUCUACGUCUUUGCCAGCAUAACUGUUGUUUUGUUCUUAAAAAUACAGAUUUAUGUGGACAUGACAUGCCUUGUGUAAGGAAUUUGUCUUCUUGAAAAGGUUGGGUGUGUUUGGUGGAGGGGCAUGAAAGGAAGAAACAGCAGUACAUUCAGGCUGUGAAUAAAGUUAAGCUAGUUUCAUAAUCAGUCAUCUAAAAAUGGAAUAGGACUUAUCUAGCCUGGU
Molecule: messenger RNA, 1293 nt
Organism: Trichechus manatus latirostris (Florida manatee)
Lineage: Eukaryota; Metazoa; Chordata; Mammalia; Sirenia; Trichechidae
Product: spindlin-2
Exons: 2
Coding region: 191-967 (258 amino acids)
Biological process (GO): regulation of DNA-templated transcription; gamete generation
Cellular component (GO): nucleoplasm; cytosol
Source: RefSeq, a predicted model, not a curated record